Larimichthys crocea (large yellow croaker) is the source of this 1075-nucleotide messenger RNA. It is a transcript of the gene denr, whose product is annotated as density-regulated protein. Gene Ontology annotation, molecular function: mRNA binding; translation initiation factor activity. The coding region runs from base 192 to 791 and encodes 199 amino acids. Gene Ontology annotation, biological process: translation reinitiation; formation of translation preinitiation complex. Lineage: Eukaryota; Metazoa; Chordata; Actinopteri; Sciaenidae. The transcript has 8 exons. The record is from RefSeq and is a predicted model, not a curated record.
GCAUGCUCAUCAUCCACCACCGAACAAGAAGCUCGCCCAGUCACUCGGCGUGCUCGCGCUGCGCUAAGCUAAGCUAAGCUAACGAAGAAUGAAAUAAACAAAGAGUCAGAGAGACGAAGAAGAAUGCGAGCGGCUCCCACGGACUACAACACGUUUAAGAGUCACUAGAGAAAAUCACGAGAUAAUUUGUGAUGGCUACUACUGAGAUGGAUUCUGGUUCUUCAGAGAGCAGAUCAGAUCACGGCACGUUCGAUCCGGAUUCAAAGUACCCACUGAAAGUCCUUUACUGCGGAGUGUGCUCUCUGCCUACGGAGUACUGCGAGUACAUGCCUGAGCCAGCCAAAUGUAGGCACUGGCUUGAGAAGAACUUUCCAGAUGUGUUUGCCAGGAUGACUGUAGGUCCGGCAUCGAACGCACCCAAGCAGGAAACCGGCACUGGAGAAGCUCCCCCUGCAGGCGAGGACGAGGAGAAGAAGAAACAGAAGAGAGGUGGAAGAGGUCAGAUCAGACAGAAAAAGAAGACGGUGCCUCAGAAAGUCACGAUAGCAAAAAUCCCAAGAGCCAAGAAGAAAUACGUCACACGGGUGUGCGGCCUGGCAACGUUUGACAUUGAACUCAAAGAGGCUCAGCGGUUCUUCGCCCAGAAAUUCUCUUGUGGUGCCUCCGUGACAGCAGAGGAUGAAAUAAUCAUUCAGGGAGAUUUUACAGACGACAUCAUCGACGUGAUUCAAGAGAAAUGGCCUGAGGUGGAUGACGACAGCAUCGACGAUCUGGGUGAAGUGAAGAAGUGAAGACCAAAUAUGCACUUUUACUGAAAUGGAUGUGACCUGUAACAGCAACAGACCUGGCCAAAUGUACACACAUUAAGUCAUUUUAUACCUAUUUUAUUUACUGUUCAUAAAAAAGCUGCGGACUUGGGCCACUCACUUGGCAUAUUUUUUUUUUUUUUUUUUUUUUUUAGUUCAUAGCUGCUUUCUCUCGUUUGCCAAAGGUGUGGUAUGACGUGAAUCCCUCCCAAAUGUUCUUCACUCAAACUGUAGGCUAAUAAAUUUCAGUCCUCCACCUUUCACCUGAA